GUAAAUGCCUUCAAAAUGGAAGCAACCAUGUUCAUCUGUCACGCAUAGCGACGACGUUUAACGCCACGUAAUUUUUGUAUUUGUGAUUACUUCUUAAAGCCGGAGAAUAUUUUCAAUCCGUGGUUUUAUUACACCAAAGUACAGCUUAGUUACUAAAAACCGCACAGAAUGGAUUCGAUGGUACGCUACAUUUCCCCGGUGAAUCCAGCCGUCUUUCCACAUCUCGCCAGUGUGUUACUGCUGAUCGGCACCUUCUUCACUGCCUGGUUUUUCGUGUUCGAAGUAUCGCGACCAAAACAUGGCGGCGGCAGCGGCAAAGAUGGAAUUAUCUUCAAGGAGCUGCUAAUCUCACUGUUUGCGUCCGUCUUUCUCGGGUUCGGCGUACUGUUUCUGCUGCUGUCCGUGGGAAUCUACGUGUGAAUACCACUCCCGUCACUCUAGUGUAAGCAAAUUGUGAGGGGCCCUCUGGUUAAGUUCUCACCGAAGAACGAAGAACGUUCGUGAUUAUGUGUACUGCAUCUGAGCAUUUCUUAUUUCUCUGUGGUGGGAUCCGCCACACCCAACCUCUUUUCCCGGUUAGUAGUAUUUCGUGUCUCACCGUGGGAGGAUGAUGUGAAUGCGUACGAGCUCUACUGAUAAGAUUAAAGCAAUGGACAUAAAUGCCAAUCAAUGUGUCGCCA
Toxorhynchites rutilus septentrionalis is the source of this 680-nucleotide messenger RNA. It is a transcript of the gene kud, whose product is annotated as transmembrane protein 258. Gene Ontology annotation, cellular component: membrane-bounded organelle. The transcript is spliced from 2 exons. NCBI's taxonomy places the organism in Eukaryota, Metazoa, Arthropoda, Insecta, Diptera, Culicidae. The coding region runs from base 169 to 420 and encodes 83 amino acids. Gene Ontology annotation, biological process: protein N-linked glycosylation. The record is from RefSeq and is a predicted model, not a curated record.